Molecule: messenger RNA, 4012 nt
Organism: Monascus purpureus
Lineage: Eukaryota; Fungi; Ascomycota; Eurotiomycetes; Eurotiales; Aspergillaceae
Source: the annotation of a GenBank genome assembly
GUCACGGAAGUCAGGCUGGCAGCAACAGCCGGAAGCAGCGGACAGCCACAUCAUCGCCCGUAGUCAGCGGCAGUUGGAAGCAGGCAAAAAGCCAGCUCGGCCCGGCAAUUCCCCAAACUCUUCUUCUGCUUCUUCCCAGUGUUUUUCCCUCCUCUCCUCUCCUCUCCUCUCUUCUCUUCCUCAGCUUUCCUCGUUUUCCUGCGUCUUCCCUCCUCCCUCUUUUAUCUCGUUUCCUUUUUUGUUCCAGAGAGUGUGAACUCUCUGAUGACUCCCGUUUUUGCGCAGGUGUCACGGCAGCUCUAGUCGGCACCUGUAUUUUGGCCUACCUGUUUUGUGUCGAGUUACCGAGUCGGAAACAAGGCAUUGAAACUCUCCGCUCCUCCGUCAAGGCAACUCCAGUUUUUGAUCCACAACAACAAUCCAAACAGUAAUCGCAAUGCUUAGAGCUACAACCGUCAAGGCCACCGGCAGCGGCUUGCUGCGCGGUUCGGUCCGCUCAGCCUCUAGGCGGUCUAUCUCUCUUGCCUCCACUGCUUCUUCCAACAGCCGUUCCAACUUGAACUUGACCACCCGCAGACCUCUCGCUGUUGCUGAACGCGUGUUCAAUGAUAAGAGGCGCUAUGCCGUGGCUUCCCAGGAGACGGAAAAGGGAGUGGAUCCCAACGAUUCCUUCCUCCAGGGCAACACAGCCAACUACAUCGAUGAGAUGUACCUCGCUUGGAAGAAAGACCCGUCCAGCGUUCAUGUUUCGUGGCAGGCCUACUUCAAGAACAUGGAGGAAGGCAAGAUGCCCGUCUCAAAGGCAUUCCAGCCUCCCCCAACCCUUGUUCCUACACCCGCCGGUGGUGUUCCUUCUGAGAUGCCCGGCGCAGGAUUGGCCUUGGCCUCUGGUACGGAUCUUACCGAUCACAUGAAGGUCCAGCUUCUCGUUCGCGCUUACCAGGCCCGUGGUCACCACAAGGCCAAGAUCGAUCCUUUGGGCAUCCGCGGUGAAGUUGAGGCUUUCGGAUACCACAAGCCCAAGGAGCUUGAGCUGGACCAUUAUGGAUUCACCGAGGCAGACUUGGACAAGGAGUUCUCCCUCGGUCCCGGUAUCUUGCCGCGCUUCGCUACCGCAACCCGUACCACCAUGACGCUGCGCGACAUCAUUGCCGCUUGCGAGAAGAUCUACUGUGGAUCCUACGGUGUGGAAUACAUUCACAUUCCGGACCGCAAGCCGUGCGAAUGGAUCCGCGAUCGCUUCGAGAUCCCUCAGCCUUAUCGUUACUCCGUGGAUGAGAAGCGUCGUAUCCUCGAUCGCCUGAUCUGGAGUUCCAGCUUCGAAUCCUUCCUGUCGACUAAGUUCCCCAACGACAAGCGUUUCGGUCUGGAGGGCUGUGAAACCCUGGUACCGGGUAUGAAGGCCUUGAUUGACCGCAGCGUCGAGCACGGUAUCAAGGACAUCGUCAUCGGUAUGCCUCAUCGUGGUCGUCUCAACGUUCUGUCCAACGUCGUCCGCAAGCCGAAUGAGUCUAUCUUCAGUGAGUUCUCUGGCACUGCUGAGCCUUCUGACGAAGGUUCCGGUGAUGUCAAGUACCACUUGGGCAUGAACUUUGAGCGUCCCACUCCCUCCGGCAAGCGGGUUCAGCUGUCCCUGGUUGCCAACCCGUCCCAUCUGGAAGCCGAGGACCCGGUCGUGCUCGGAAAGGCCCGCUCGAUCCAGCACUAUAAUAAUGACGAGAGUGACUUCAACACCGCCAUGGGUGUGCUGCUGCACGGUGACGCUGCCUUUUCCGCCCAGGGCGUCGUCUACGAGACGAUGGGUUUCAACUCCCUCCCGGCCUACUCUACCGGAGGUACUAUCCACCUGAUUGUGAACAACCAGAUCGGUUUCACGACUGACCCGCGAUUUGCUCGUUCUACUCCUUAUUGCUCCGACAUUGCCAAGUCGAUCAAUGCCCCUGUUUUCCACGUCAAUGCGGACGAUGUGGAAGCUCUGAACUAUGUCUGCCAGGUCGCCGCUGAUUGGCGCGCAGAAUUCAAGCACGACGUUGUCAUCGACAUUGUCUGCUACCGCAAACAGGGCCACAAUGAAACCGAUCAGCCUUCGUUCACCCAGCCUCUGAUGUACAAGCGCAUUGCAUCCCAGAAAUCCCAGCUCGACAAGUAUGUUGAGAAACUUAUCGCCGAGGAUUCUAUCAGCAAGGAAGACAUCGACGAGCACAAAAAGUGGGUCUGGGGUAUGUUGAACGACAGCUUCGAUCGCCGCACGGACUACCAGCCUACGGGUAAGGAGUGGCUCACUUCCGCAUGGAAUGGCUUCAAGACCCCCAAGGAGCUGGCUACUGAGGUCCUGCCUCAUAAUCCUACCGGAGUCCAGGAGGAUCUGCUGAAGCAUAUUGCCCAUGUGACCAGUGCGGCUCCUGAGGGCUUUACGCUUCACAAGAAUCUCAAGCGUAUUCUGAACAACCGCAAGAAGGCUGUUGACGAAGGCAAGGGUAUUGACUGGUCAACUGGUGAAGCGCUUGCUUUUGGCUCUCUCGUUGCUGAGGGAUACCAUGUCCGCGUCUCCGGUCAGGAUGUUGAGCGUGGUACUUUCUCGCAGCGUCACGCUGUGCUCCACGACCAGCAGAACGAGAAUACGUACACACCCCUCCAGCACAUUGACCCUAAUCAAGCCAGUUUCACCAUCUCCAACUCUUCUCUGAGCGAAUAUGGAGUCCUCGGAUUCGAGUACGGUUACUCCCUGACCUCGCCCAACGCGCUUGUCAUGUGGGAAGCGCAGUUUGGUGACUUCGCCAACAACGCCCAAUGCAUCAUUGACCAGUUCAUCGCUUCCGGUGAAUCCAAGUGGCUCCAGCGAUCUGGAUUGGUCGUGUCUCUCCCUCAUGGUUACGAUGGCCAGGGUCCGGAGCACUCCUCUGGUAGGAUGGAACGCUGGCUGCAGCUCUGCAAUGAGGAGCCUCGUGUAUUCCCACCGGAGGACAAGAUCGACCGCCAGCAUCAGGACUGCAACAUGCAGAUCGCCUGUAUGACCGAACCCUCGAACUUGUUCCAUAUCUUGCGUCGCCAGAUUCACCGCCAGUUCCGCAAGCCUCUCGUCAUUUUCUUCUCGAAAUCGCUCCUGCGUCAUCCUCUUGCUCGUUCCUCUCUUUCUGAAUUCACCGGUGAUUCUCACUUCCGCUGGAUCAUCCCUGACCCAGACCACGGAAAGACCAUCGAUGAACCGGAGAAGAUUGAGCGUGUGAUCAUUUGCUCUGGCCAGGUUUACGCUGCACUUGUGAAACACCGUGAGGCUAACAACAUUCGCAACGCGGCCAUUACCCGUGUUGAGCAGCUGCACCCCUUCCCUUGGGCGCAGCUCAAGGAGAACCUGGACAGCUACCCCAAUGCCAAGAACAUUGUCUGGGCCCAGGAAGAACCUUUGAACGCGGGCGCCUGGAGUUACACUCAGCCACGUAUUGAGACCCUGCUGAACGAGACUAAGCACCACAACCGCCGCCACGUUCUGUAUGCUGGCCGUGCUCCAAGUGCAUCUGUGGCCACGGGUCUGAAGGCUGUUCACUUGAAGGAAGAGGAAGAACUCCUUCAAGAUGCAUUCAGUGUUAGCCAGGACUGCUUGAAGGGCGAGUAGAUUUGCUCUACUUUCCGCUCUUUUACUUUUUCUUCUUGCGUCAGUAUUCUUGGGAGAAGCCUAGGCCAAAUGGAUUGUUCAUUCUAGAUGGUUGUUGCAUUCAAUUCUUGUGAGGCUAGCGUCGUAACAUCCACAUUUCUUUUGUGCCAUCUAUUUUCUAUGGAUUUCGUGAUUCUAUAUUUUUCCUAUUAUCUGAUGUACAAUGUUAGAUUGCUAUGGUCUUCACUGCUACAGGUCGGCUUCCGAAGUUCCUCACUUCGCCGAUCAUUUUCGUUGGAAGUGGCUGCGUUUGCUGUGGCUCGCCGUUAUAAAGGACAGUGUAUAUUACUAUUACCUAGAUUGAAUGAUGGAAUUGGCAGCACUGGGGUCUCCAUAUGUAGAUAUACAGCCUAAUUACAG